Molecule: messenger RNA, 2196 nt
Organism: Orbicella faveolata
Lineage: Eukaryota; Metazoa; Cnidaria; Anthozoa; Scleractinia; Merulinidae
Source: RefSeq, a predicted model, not a curated record
GAAAGCCCUGGAGGUCCUGGAGACAAAGCUGCCACUUGAGAACGACGCGUCCAUUAGGUGGAAAACGUUAAUUUUAUUUAAACUUGUCACGGUCUUACAUGCUUCGAUAUACCGACUCAUGUGUUAAAACAAAUUGAGCUACACUUGAAUUCUGUCUACCCGUUACACAGUACGAAGUUGCAGUUCAAGAAAGGCUUUGAAUUCGAGUACAACUUCAGUUCAGACCUCGUGCGUAAGUCUCCUAUUUAACCGGUCAGCGGCAACAGUGAAGAGUGACUGUGAAAGUGUGAAGGCUAUGGGAAGGAAACUGGAAUGAACCUCGCUCAAUCUUGUAAUUCUUUUUACUGUACCCCCAUUUUCUUACUAUUUGUGCCACAGUAACGGAUAAGAAUAAUACAAGAGUGAUUUUUUUCAUUGUAACAUCCUUUAGUAAGAUAAGGUCUCAUAUUUGGAUCAAGUUUUUAAGAACUGAUUUUUAUUGAAUUUCACUCUUAGACCGAAGUUUUGGUCAAAUUUUGCCGGACUGUGAAAAAGAAAUUUUCCCCGCCAUCCCCUCCCCCUUUGCCCGUUAUCUUCACUCACUCCUCAUCUUCCCCUUCUUUUGGACAUCGCUGGAUCCGCCAGUGUCAUGUUCUAUAACAUUUUUAGCGUCGAAUUUUUAUCGUUGAACUACUCCACGACAAGUGUUUGGACGCUAUGCUAUCGCUCAUGUGCUGCGCUGUAUGAUAAUAAGAUGUAUAAGUAUGGGCUCCUGCUCAUGGCAACGCCAUUAUCACGUCAUUCAAAAUUAAUUAGUCUUCCGUGUUCGAUGAGGACUUAAAUAGCGAAGUGCAUGGUUCCGCAUGGCGGUCGAAUAUUGCCACUGUUCAGCCGCUAUAAUGCAACAAACUGGUGCCCGUGAAUGUUGUAGUGCAUACAGUCUGCUUUACAGGUGAGGAAUUCCGCAGCACUGAAGUUCAAAAUGGCGGGUGAAGCAGCUUACUUCUUUGUGAUCCUACAGUUAUGGUUUCUAGUUAAUGUCAUCGUCCAAGCAUGUGACCCUCCAUGUUUGUACUUUAGCGCUGGUCGAGUCAUAAAGUCGAUUGAACUGUCCUCUAACAAAAUUUCUUCAAACGUAACUGAACUGCAGGCCCAUGAUGGCCGGGUCCUUGCCGUAGCAGUGGAUAUGGAAGAAAAAACCCUCUACUUUAGUAACCAGGUUAGCAGGACUAUCAAGCGGAUUGAUCUGAAGUCAAGCAAAAUCGAAGACGUAGCAAGCGAAGUUGGUUACUGUGAAGAUAUAGCUAUAGACUGGGUAAACAAGUACAUUUAUUGGACGGAUAACAACAACGGCAGGAUAGAAAUGUCACGUGGUAACGGAAGUGACAGAAAAGUGUUUUUUGACAGAGAUGUUCAGAAUCCUAGAGGAAUCGCUGUGGAUCCAGUCCAUGGGUAAGGAUUUUGUAAUUAUUGAAUUGUUAUCGGCGACUAGAACAGUAGCAAGUCCGGAAAUCAGUUUCCUGCAGGGAUACGAGAAUUUCAUUGAUUGUGCUUGAUUUUAACGCAUUACUUUGUGAUAGAAUGCUGUACCCUCCACUUCUCCCCCAUCGACAUAUAGAGGCUAACCCUUUGUGUAUUGAGUACUCUGUAUUAUUUGCUUAUUAUUUGCCGUUUUACUGGAAUUAACGUUCAAAGGGCUUGCCAGAUCUAUGGACGCUUUUCUAACUGGGUAUUUUUGUGAACUGAUCAGAAUUUGAAGCAAAUACAAGCGUAUAUCAGAAAAUGACCUGCUUAGGUUACUCUUUUUAGUCAAGAGCAUCAGUAGACACCAGGCGAAAUGUAGAGGAUACUCCCCAAGAAAAAGCCUGACGAACCCAAUAAACUUGAAAUAAGGCUCUGCUUCAGUUUAGAAAUAGACCAACUAGUAAGCAAAGAAGGAAGAAUUAGUGAUUUGCAUGGGCGUCCAAUAAUAAUGUCUAUAAGUGGUCAUAAGUAAGCAGAUUGCUUUUCUACAUUCACACUGAUUCCUGCCAGAAUCUAACAGCGUGCUAUUAAUCUCUUUUCAGGAGGGGUACGGGGGAAGGAGGGCUUUUUGCAGUUUUAACCAAAUCAUUUAAAUUUAUUUAGGUAUAUGUUCUGGACAGAUUAUGGAGAUAAACCCAAAAUAGAAAGAGCUACCUUAGCAGGACAAGAAAGGACUACAAUUAUUUCAAAUAC